GCACCGCAAGAGCAAGGAAUUCAAGGAAGUUUAACGGACAAAGUAAACUUACUAUCAAAAUCCUUGAGAGAGAAGAGUGAAGUGUCUUAUACAGUUUUCUUCCAUAUAACAUACACUACAAGGCGAGCAACUCUCACAAGAAGCAGCAUAAAGCCGGCCAGCUGAGAUCAAAGGAGACUUCCGUUGCAAUGGAAAUCGAUCAGCAGCAUCAGCCUGACAAAACAGACAGACAACAGUCCAUGUUUCCUCCACCACCACCACCACAGCUAAAUCGCUCCCUGAAACGCCUCCUGACCAUCACCAACUGUCUCCUCCUCUGCCUCGGAAACGCCAGCGGGCCCUUACUCCUGCGCAUCUAUUUCCUCCAUGGCGGCAAACGUCAGUGGCUUUCCGCUUGGCUAGAAACAGCCGGCUGGCCCCUUCUUCUCCUCCCCCUCUCCCUCUCCUUCUUCUACAGGCGUCGCUGCGACCCCUCCGCUCGAACCGUUCUCAUCACCCCUCGCCUCAUCAUCGCUUCUGCCUUCAUCGGCCUCCUCACGGGCGCCGACGAUUACCUCUACGCCUACGGCCUGGAUUUCCUCCCCGUAUCGACGUCAUCUGUUCUCAUCGCCACGCAGCUGGCUUUCACCGCGGUGUUCGCGUUCUUUAUUGUUCGGCAGAGGUUCACGCCAUUUUCGAUUAACGCGGUGGCGUUAUUGACUGUGGGGGCGGCGGGGGCUGGGGGUGCACGCGGGGCCCGGCAGCCGGUGACUUAUACGUUGGUUAUGGAGAUGCAGCUUGUUAUUGGUUUCUUCGCCACCGCAUUCGCAACCGUCGGCAUGAUCAUUAAUAAGGAUUUUCAGGCACUGUCAAGAGAAGCAGCCAAUUUCGGCUUGGGAGAGACGAAGUACUACUUGGUGCUUAUUUUUGCGGCCAUCUUAUGGCAAUGUUUCUUUCUUGGCGCAGUUGGCGUGAUCUCUUGUGUGAACACGCUGCUCGCCGGAAUUCUCAUCGCCGUCUUCAUCCCUGUGGUGGAAGUCUUGGCCGUUAUCUUCCUUCACGAGAACUUUAGCGUUGAGAAAGGCAUGGCUUUGGUUCUCUGUCUCUGGGGAUUGGCUUCUUAUUCUUAUGGAGAGUACCGAGAAGCCAAGGAGAAGAAGGAACGAGCUGUUUCUCAUCAGGUUCAAACUUCAACGGUUUGAUUAAUACGUGCGGUAUAUACAUAUAAAGUUAAAUAUAACUUGCUCUUAAUUUGCACUAUCGUCGAUAUAUCUGGUUAUAGUUUAUUUACUGAGAUUUUGUCUUUGACCAUCUUGAUCAGAUAAAGAGAAAUAUUUUGAUCCUCAAGUUAGAGGAGACUGUACGUAAUGAUAAAGGGAUUGCUUUUUAUGAUAAGAAAUUAUGUGAAGAUAAGUUGAUGCAAA
Molecule: messenger RNA, 1403 nt
Organism: Phalaenopsis equestris
Lineage: Eukaryota; Viridiplantae; Streptophyta; Magnoliopsida; Asparagales; Orchidaceae
Product: purine permease 3-like
Exons: 5
Coding region: 189-1181 (330 amino acids)
Cellular component (GO): membrane
Molecular function (GO): purine nucleoside transmembrane transporter activity
Source: RefSeq, a predicted model, not a curated record